CUCCUGUGCCUAGCAUUCUUUCAGGGGGUAGAUUUUUUUUCCCCAGCAGAACUGGAAAGGAGCUAUUCUUCUGUCUUUUUGGCGAGGGGGAAGUCAGAAGGAGCGGCAAGGAGGAGCUCUGGGGUGCAUUUGUGAGUGUGUGAGUGUGAGCGAGAGAGAGAGAGGAGGGCGCCUUGGCCGCCCUGUUUCCUGGUGCUCUGCUCUCUGACCCCAGUGGCAGUCUUCGCUCACUGCACCGCUUCUCUUCCUUCUUGGCUCCCCUUUCGCCCUCGCUCUCUUUCUGUGUUUCUUUCUCCCCGGCCCAGGCUCCUCUCCUUUCUUCCCCCUCCCAGCCCUUCCUUCCUUGCUUCCUCCCUCCCUCCCUCCCUCCCUCUCUGCCAGGCUCUCCUUUGCACUGCGGAGGCCCUCGGGGGUCGAAGGUGCUGCCCUCCCUGCCAAGCCUUCGCCUCCUCCGCCUCUUCUCCGGCGGCCAAGCGGCUCCUCCUCGGCACGGCUUCACCUCCGCCUCGCUCUGCCCUCAUGGAUCGGCUCCUUCCUCAGCACUGAAGACAUCCUCGGGAAGACCCAGCCGCGGCCAGGAUUCUCCCUUUCCCAAUAUUGUUGUUGUUAUUCAAAAAAAGAAGAAGGAGCGAAGACGUCUGCAGAGUUCAUGAGGACAUCUCUAAGUUACAACGUUGGCUGAAACACAAUGCCCACCUCCGUCCUUUGCUCUGGAAAGUUGUAAGUUGCUCAUGUCUAUAAAGAGGAAGCAUGGCUCAUGGAAUUCCUUCACAAGGCAAAGUUACCAUUUCAGUGGAUGAAUACAGUUCAAAUCCAACCCAGGCGUUCACACAUUACAACAUUAACCAGAGCAGGUUCCAGCCUCCACAUGUACACAUGGUUGAUCCGAUUCCAUAUGACACCCCGAAACCAGCAGGCCACACACGGUUUGUCUGCAUCUCGGACACACACUCCAGAACAGAUGGAAUCCAGAUGCCUUACGGAGACAUCUUGCUUCAUACAGGGGAUUUCACUGAGUUGGGCCUGCCUUCUGAGGUUAAGAAGUUUAAUGACUGGUUAGGAAACUUGCCAUAUGAAUAUAAAAUAGUGAUUGCUGGGAAUCAUGAACUGACAUUUGAUAAAGAAUUCAUGGCAGACCUUGUCAAACAGGAUUACUACCGCUUUCCUUCUGUGUCCAAAUUGAAACCAGAGGACUUUGACAAUGUUCAAUCACUUCUGACAAACAGUAUUUACUUACAAGAUUCUGAGGUAACAGUCAAAGGAUUUCGAAUAUAUGGCGCCCCUUGGACACCAUGGUUUAAUGGAUGGGGCUUUAACUUACCCAGAGGUCAAUCUUUGUUGGAUAAAUGGAAUCUUAUUCCUGAAGGCAUUGACAUAUUAAUGACCCAUGGACCUCCUCUUGGUUUUCGAGACUGGGUUCCAAAGGAACUGCAAAGAGUUGGCUGCGUGGAACUGUUAAACACAGUACAAAGGCGAGUAAGACCAAAACUUCAUGUCUUUGGUGGAAUCCAUGAAGGUUACGGCAUUAUGACAGAUGGUUACACAACGUACAUUAAUGCCUCAACAUGUACAGUCAGCUUUCAACCAACCAACCCACCAAUUAUAUUUGACCUUCCAACCCCGCAAGGAUCAUGAAGCACUACUGCGUUGGGAGGUCUAUAAACUGCCAUUUUUCUAAUUAAAAAAUACGUUCUCCUAACAUGUUUCUUUACAAUGAUGUGGGUUUUUUUUGUAAAUUGUUGGUACAAAAGAAAAAAAAAUAGAGGUUGUGCUUUUGUGGGCGGGGGGAAUGCAGCAUCCAUUUGAAAUUUUAAGCAAAACAUUGUGAAUUUGUAAAAUGAAGUUUUAUGUUUUAUUAAUUAUCUUGCCAUUGUAAAUUGUUAGUGUUCUCAAAGGACAGCCAAGCUUUCUUUUAAUGAAUGAGACACCUUAUUUUAAUAUUAUUAAAUAAAAUUUAAAAGGCAGUGUUUAAAAAAAACACACCCAAAUUUGCACAACUGUUAUUGUUUGCAUUUUUUUAAAAAAAUAUUACUAAUGAUAAAAUGCCACCCUCUCCUCUUCUUUACUUUUAAAUAAGAUUUUGUUUGUUCCUGCACAUAUGUGGGCCACAAUCCAGCACAGAAUGAGAUGUAUAAACCCAAUGAAAGAUAUGGGGUGUGGCUGUAGAGCCCUAAAAGAGGAUGUGGAAUGGCCAUUCAUUUUGGUAGAAAAUGGGCUGAAUUUGAGUAUAUACAUGAGCUCCCUCUGUUGAGAAGAAUGAAGAAUUCCUUCUUACCUACAUCCAUUGGACCUCCUAUGCCCACUGCCAAUUGCUAGGUCAGGGGUUAAUCAAUUUGUCCACCAAUAUAUUUGCAUACUGUAUACUGCUAGCAGUAAUGCAUCACUAAAGGCGGGAAACAGCCUUCUAGAUUUAGUUUGUCUCUGCCUGCUUUAAUGACAAAUUAGAUAGUGGCAUCUUGUAUGCAAUUAUCUAAAUCGUCAAUAUUUGGGUGAAUUUCUUAAAUUAUUUUAGCUUUAAAAAAUACGGGAAUGAAAACUGCAAUGAGCAGGUGUUCCAUGCAGUAAAAACAUGUAAAUGUGGACUCCUUUUAAAUAUGGAUUUAUAUAUAUAUAUAUAUAUAUAUAUAUUGUGCAUUAUAACGAAGUGAGGCAUUUAAUGUUGCCAGUGUAGCAUCUGCAAGAUUAUGCUGUACAGCACGUCUAAAUUAUGACGGAUGUGACAUGUUUCUUGUCAAAGUGCUCAAGGCCUUCAAGAGCUCGAGUUUAAAAUCUUUGUGCAGUUUCAAGCAUGUAUAGAAUUAAACAAAUACAAUCAAGCCUAACUAAAAUAAGGCUUUGUUGUCCUUUAUAUUUAAAAUAUUAUUGAAUUGUCUUUCCAUUUCUUUCCCCUCCUUUUUUUGCACUGUGUGUAAAUGCAAUCUUGCUAGCACAAAAUAUUGUUGCAAAUAGAUAUUUCUGUUCUACCACUGUAAAUGCUAUUGAGCUUUAUUCUGUUCUAUGUUAUCUUCAUGGAAUUUAGGAAAGCAGUUGUUUCUUUAAAUUUAUUGCGAUAUUAUAUAUCUAGCGGCCUUUAUAUGCAAAUAAAAUUGCAAGAUUUUUAAA
This is a messenger RNA of Anolis carolinensis (green anole), 3102 nucleotides long. RefSeq names its product metallophosphoesterase domain containing 2 (gene mpped2). The coding region runs from base 751 to 1635 and encodes 294 amino acids. Gene Ontology annotation, molecular function: hydrolase activity. NCBI's taxonomy places the organism in Eukaryota, Metazoa, Chordata, Lepidosauria, Squamata, Anolidae. The transcript has 7 exons. The record is from RefSeq and is a predicted model, not a curated record.